Molecule: messenger RNA, 4725 nt
Organism: Epinephelus fuscoguttatus (brown-marbled grouper)
Lineage: Eukaryota; Metazoa; Chordata; Actinopteri; Perciformes; Serranidae
Product: TBC1 domain family member 10A-like
Exons: 9
Coding region: 525-2078 (517 amino acids)
Source: RefSeq, a predicted model, not a curated record
GACUGUAAAUCCAGCCCAGGACGGCAGACAGGGUCGAGGUAAAAUCUGUCCAGCACACUCGGGAUGACAGGACAGCGAGCCAAGACAACGUUUACCGAGAACAUGACAAAGUAGACAGUUUACCAGCUUACAUAGUUAAUGGCUAAAUAUGAAAUACAAGCUGACGUUAUAUAGCGUUGGUUUGUCGAAGAUAGGGUCAUUGUAGAAAUAGUUUUGGGCUGUGUUUGCACUAGCAGUUAAGGCUAACUUUACGUUAGCAGCCCACCAUUAGCUGGCUAAUGUUAAGUCUGGAUUCAAGUUGACCUAGCUAGCUAACGCGUAACCUAGUUAAUGUGGCUUUGACAGUCAUAGCGUAACGUUAGAUAAUAAUUACAGAGAGAGCAGUAGUUGGAAAGUUUAACUCGCGUCGAGAAAUCAUGGCGUCGAUGCUGACAACAUAUGCAGAGGAGCAGUUUUGACUUUGGGCUGUCAACAAGCUCGCUGACGUUAGCUGCCCUGGCUAGCCAGCUAGCUCUCUCGCUACCAUGGCCAAAAUAGAGAACGGCCGUCAAUCGGUGGACACAAGAAGUAUCAGGACUAUUAGCAGCAGUCACAUUGACGAUGAAAGCUCUUUGGGAUCAGACUCGGAGAUCAAUGGAUUCACCAGCGACAGACAAACCGAUAAAUAUGGAUUCAUUGGUGGGGCACAGCAGCAUACGGAGGAGUCAGCUCAGGAUUUGCCUCCCCAGGUGCUCAGGCAAAGGGAGGUGAAGUGGUUGGACAUGCUCAGCCACUGGGACAAGUGGAUGAUCAAGAGAUUCAAUAAGGUAAGGCUGCGGUGCCAGAAAGGAAUCCCUCCUGCUCUCCGAGGUCGUGCAUGGCUCUACCUGUCAGGGGGGAAGGUGAAGAAAGAGCAGAACCAAGGGAAGUUUCAGGAGCUGGAUAGCCAGCCUGGGGACCCCAAAUGGGUUGAUGUGAUUGAGAAAGACCUCCAUCGACAGUUUCCAUUCCAUGAGAUGUUUGUGUCACGGGGAGGACACGGGCAGCAGGACCUGUUCCGUGUUCUUAAGGCUUACACUCUGUACAGACCAGAGGAGGGAUACUGCCAGGCUCAGGCUCCCAUUGCUGCUGUGUUGCUUAUGCACAUGCCUGCUGAGGAUGCCUUCUGGGGGCUGGUCCAAAUCUGUGAAAAGUACCUUCCUGGCUACUACAGUCCUGGCUUGGAAGCUAUACAGUUAGACGGAGAGAUCCUGUUCGCUCUGCUGCGACGUGUCUCUCCACUAGCCUUCCGCCAUCUGGAGAAACACAAGAUUGACCCCAUCCUCUACAUGACUGAAUGGUUUAUGUGUGCCUUCUCCAGGACACUGCCCUGGGCCUCUGUGCUGCGUGUCUGGGACAUGUUCCUCUGUGACGGAGUGAAAAUAAUCUUUCGUGUGGGUUUGGUGCUGCUGAAGUGUAUGCUGGGGACCCGGGAGAAGCUGAAGGCUUGCCAGGGACAGUAUGAAACCAUGGAGCUUCUCAGGGCCAUCGAGACUCGAUACAUGCAGGAGGGCUUCCUCGUCCGAGAGAUUCUAGAGGUGCCAGUGACGGCACGAGAUGUGGAAAGGGAGCAUCACACCCAGCUGAAGCGCUGGAAGAAGAACCGCGGAGAGCUGAACUUCAAAUCCCCGCCAAGGAUGCACGGCGCUCGGAUCAUCAUGUUGGCCGAGCCGCCAAGGCGCCAGGACCUGCAGCAGAACCCCACCAUUGUACUCGAGGUGCCUCAGCCCACGCCGCAGCUGAAGAAGGGCAAGGAGGAAAAGAAAAGCAAGAAGAAGAAGAGCAUGAAGAAAUCCCAGCAGGUUGUGGAGAUCCCUAAUCCUUACUCUCUUCCCACUGACGUUCCACCGCCACCUUCAGAGCCACCAGCUCCACCUCCAGUCAUCAGCGAGACGCCACAAACCGUGCCACAAACUGUGCCACAAACCGUGCCACAAACUGAAACAGACCCACUUCACCGGCAGCAAGCACCUCCUACAGACCUUCCCCCUGCCAAAGAAUCUCCUCUUCAGCGAUCCACACAAAGCCUUAGCAGCGCAGAGCAGGAUACAUACCUGUAGCUCUACAGCAGUCAGUAUGUGUGAGCGUGUGUGUGUGUGUGUGGACGAAGCACCAGCACCCUUCAACAAACCACCAGCCAGCCUUGCCAAGGUCUAUUAUUCUAAUGUUGGACUGUUUUUGUAUUCAUUUAUUCAUUGUAGACACCAUUUUGCCUAUGAUAUUAUUGAUACACACUAAAGCAUCUUUGUUACGUGUAAAACUACGUUGAUGCCUACGCCAUUUUUCCAUUUGAAGCUGAUGUUACCGCCUGUUGAUGCUUGACGCUCUCAUUCAGACCUUAAAGGUGCAGUCAGUCUAAUCCAGUACACUUUAUGUCAAAUCCAGCAAAUACCUCCUCAUGGUCUGCUAGCUGUCUGUUCUGUGUUUGCACUGGGGGAACAAAUGUAGUGUGCAUACGCAGCCCUGACUCUAAGUGGUAAACAAAGCGAGCCACAACACUACUUUAGUCAAUCUGCGAUAGGUGCGUUUGUGCUUGUGUACAGGACAGGAGAAAGGCCAUGGAUGUGAAAGGAGAUACAUGCUAAUAUGCUGAACUCCAUAGCUCGAAUAUCCUCCAGAAUUGCUGACUCCACCUUCAAGUCUUACGCUUCAUUUAUCCUUUUACGUCUGUGCCUAUGCAAGCUGGUGCUGGCACCCUAUGUGCACCCCCAGGCACACAUAGUAUCGCAGCAGAUUGCUUGCAGUUUCACACAGGAGUGUUGGGACCAGAAGUGCGUGGAAACCCCACCUCCUUGCACUGAUGUCCCUCUGUAAUGUCUGUGAUGGGUUUUUCAGGAGGUUUCUCUGCAGCUCCCUGCGAGCCCCGCAAGAGAGAGACGGUCUCUGUGGGAGCUCUGUGCAGGCUUUUCCACAGAAGUAUGUAUUAGGCAUUAGUAUUCCGUUUUCAAGGGAGACAUGUUACUGUUAUUGGGAGCAAAGUCAUUUCCUCAGUGCAGUGUGGUUUCAAGGUUUAAAUGGGACUUAAGGAACAAUGAGGUGCCACAGCUUAUGCAGUUUUUCUAUACAGUGAGUUCAUUAGUAAUACUGUGCUGCAGUGGAUAUAAACUCCUGAUACAACAUCCACGCUUUCAGAGGUCUUAAGCCAUUAUAUUUCAUUAGGGUUUUUGUCCACAAGAGGGCAGCAUGGCAGAGGUUUCAGCUGUUACAUUCCCUGUUAGUACAGCUGAUCACAGCAGGGAUGGGAUUCACUAACUUUGGGAGGUAUUAUUCUGAGAUUGAGCUUCUGUUUUGUUUUGUUUUGUUUUUCCAGUUAGGAAACUUGUGCAUUUCAUGUGUUAUAUUUUCAUUCUUUGAAUUGCAAAUCAUCUUCCUGAAUCCACAAGUGAGUCACACCACACUGUGUUCAUUCCAGUCUUUUCCUACAAGCGCUAUUUAUUGAAAGAACAGUUGAAACAUGAAAUUUGUUGUUUGUGCAUGCCCUGCUUGUACACAAAUGGUCACUUUUUUGCAGAGCCUGUUGAAUUGAUGUGGUUUAUACUCCGAUAAUCACUGUGCUAGGCACCUCCAGCCACUUUAAAGCAGCAGUAAUUCACGUUACUUUGGCAGCAGAGAGGAGAACGCUGGACAUUCCUCACUGUAUGACACAUUCCUGCCUUGUUAAAAGCUAAUCAGUCUGAGAGAUGUCUCUUGCCAAAUGCAAAUCUGUAUAAGGAAUGUGUUUGUGCAUGUGUUUCCUGUGACAUCUUGGACAGUGAGUGCUUGCAAAUCACCUAAUGGUGCUGACCUUCCUUUUGGUGUUACUUAAAUAUCCAGUUGGUGCCAAGGAGAUCUUGUGGUUCAGUUUUGUUUUUAAUAUUUUGCUAGAAUUUCCAAAGCAGAUCAAGACUGUGUUGUUUUGAGAUGACCUACGACUGCUACCGGUGACGAGGCUUAUUCUCUUAGUACAGUCAAGGAAUCAAGUGAUUUCAAGGUUUUUUCAGAGGGUUAUUCGUAGCAUUUCUCCCUGGUUUAUUUCUUUGGGAAAUAUGGAAACAUGCAGGGGUUAUGUGGCCUUCUUUUCUUUCAGAACAUAUUGGACAAUCUUUUUUUUGUGACAGUCCAAGUCUGUUUUCUAACUUUCAUAACAAUGAUAAAAGGUAAAGGGAGUUUUGACAAGCAGAAGCACACAUGUAAGAUGUGUUUGUGUAUAUAAUUAUAUAAAAAAAAAGUCUGCUAAAAAUGCAUGUUGGGUCAGAUAUAAAAAGCAACAGGGUUUAAAAGGAUAACACGAUUUCAAGCAGUCACGUGCCUGUAUGCAAUAGUUUUUUAGUUGCUUAUUAUACACACCUCACUUUUUGCAGAUAUUUUAAUUUAAUGCUCAUUGUGUAGAUACGACAUGUAAAAUAACAAUUUGUUUUGUAAUGAAAUCUAUUUUUCAGUGUAUAAUGCUAUAUUUUAUUGAGCAGUCAGAAACUGCAGAGGGGACAUCUUUAAAUCAACUAAAGUGUAGGACAAUUUAUUUUAGAUCAACAUUUGUAACACUAGAAAAAUCUGAAAUUUGGGAGUAACUUUUGCAAGUGAAAAUGUUUGUCAUACUCUGAAGACAGAUUGGUAUUAUUUUACCAUCACAUUAGGAUAAUAAAAGAGAUGUUUGACAACCAUGGGGCAGUAUGCAUCAUCAUGAGUUUAAAUUUUACAAAUAAAUUUUUGUGUAAAGCCAAUUUAAAA